Molecule: messenger RNA, 3911 nt
Organism: Lineus longissimus
Lineage: Eukaryota; Metazoa; Nemertea; Pilidiophora; Heteronemertea; Lineidae
Exons: 5
Coding region: 226-825 (199 amino acids)
Source: RefSeq, a predicted model, not a curated record
UCUUGUAGAACUGUCAUGACAGAUAAGACGGAACUGCAACGUAUAUACUCUAGCAUGUAUACAAAACAACAACCUGUAGGCCUCUGGAGCCUGGCUCUUGAGGCAGUGUUUCUCGAAGGCUAUACCACACCGCAUCAGUAAGUUGUUCAUGCCUGUGAUCUUUUGUGUCUACCUGAUGGAUAUUACUAUUAUGUAGUAUUGGAACAAGCCACGAUACCUCAAACUAUGGAAAGGCAAACAUUAAGACUACACGAUUCCUCCCAGUCACUGGAAUCCAGAAUGGCGGACGUGAAGAUUUCUUCUGGCGAUCACGUGGUACUUGUUGCUGUGGAUUCCAGUGGUCCUUCAGAAUAUGCCUUGAACUAUUACUUGAACCAACUUCAUCAACCAAAUCAUUUUGUGAUACUCCAUCACACGUUUGAGUUACUUCAGAUGCCGUGUGGGAUAGGACAUACGUCCGCCCUAAGUGCUGAAGAUUGGCAAGACAUGUACAACAAGCAGGGAGAAGCUGCGAAGAAGUUGCAGGAAGAGGUCAAAGUCAUGCUCGCACGUGCGAAUGAGAGAAUUCGCCACAGGUUCAUAUUUGAAGGGCACCUCUCACACAAGCCAGGAGAGGCUAUAGUAAAGGCGGCGGAGGACUACCACGUCAAUCAUAUCGUCAUGGGCACGAGAGGUCGUGGUCUUUUGAAGAGGACCGUCAUGGGAAGCGUCAGUGAGCACGUGCUACACCACGUGGAUUGCCCUGUCACUAUUUGUCACCUGCCAAAGGAGUUGCCCGAUAAACCUGACGAACACCAUCAUAAAAAGAUGUCACUUAAGUCUUAGUUCACUGACUGAGAAAUACACUGCUGAAGAUGCAUUUCUAAGCUUUCAGUCGUCGCCGAACCAGCCUGCACAACUGUUAUAUGAUAAUGGUUGUUGGGUGUGACUGAGCCGCAUGUUCUAAUCAGAGAACCAUACCUUAUUGUCCAGAGCUAGCAUUAAUCUGUCCAAGAUGUAUUGUUCCCCAAAUACACCAUCGCAAUUAGACUACGGGAUAGAAAUCACUGGAAACUCACCUUGUAUUCGUCUUGUCACAUCAUCAUGCGCGUGUGAAUGCGGGAAGAUGGGAAACAAAAAAAAUUACUCACCACUCAUCUUAUUAAAAGAUAGGGAAAUGUGCCUCAGGAGAAAUCUCUGGUUGUUUUGAUAUAUAACAGAAGUCAAGUCCAUGUCCGAAUUUUCGAGAGAAAUAUACUCAUCAGGAUUUUUUGGGACGUAUACACUCUCGCCUGUGUAUGUCCAUGGCCAGGGGGCCGAUGCAAAAUAUGCUCAUUUGGUUGAGUUGAUGUACUUGUUGAUAUCAUAUCUUCAUUCUAUAACUAUCCGCAAUGUAUUUGCUUAGUGUAUUUUGAAAAGUUACGUGGGACCAGUCCUUAUUUCUUACCCGUCUCACAAUCCUUGCCGGUGUAACUGCCAGUGCAUGAUUUACAUACAUAGUCCGAGCCUCCCUGAAGCUUGCAUGUUCCUCUGUCGUUGCAUGUUUUACCAAAGCAUGCAUUGGGCGCUGAGAUGAAGUAAAUAAUGUUAGGAUAUCAAUUUGAUACCAGGAUUUUUGACCUGCAGUUGAUUCUACCCGGACACAAGCGGGUAGUUUCAAUUGCCUAAUUUUGUUUUCUUCCCUUGUAUCAUGACUCUUCAACACCCUUCUUUAGUUGAAUCUAAUAGACUGAACACCAAAUUGAAGUUAAACAAAACUUCGUGACUCAACUUUUUUUGAAGAACCAUGAAAUUGGCCCUGAUGAGCCUGGUUUAGUUUUUUAUGUAUGAUGUCACGUCCCUCAAAUAACACUUAUCUAAGGAAUUGUUUUCUUCAGUGUAUAUUUUAAUUGGUUCCUCACCCGUCUCGCAGUCAUUGCCGGUGUAGCCACCAUUGCACGAACAUGUAUAAUUAGCGAUUCCCUGGAAUUGGCAUGUCCCUUUUCCGUUACACGUUACACCACCGCAAGGGUUUGGAGCUGAAAUAAAAAAAGAGCUUUUAACACUGGAGUCGACUUACAUGCAUUGUAUAUUACUAAGUAAGCUUUCUGAUGGUGUGAAUAAAGUUGAGUUGGACGAAAAUGAAGUUGAAAAUAAACUUACCAGUCUGACAGUCCUUUCCAGUGUAGCCACCACUGCACGAACAUGUAUAAUCAGUGAUUCCCUGGGGUUGGCAUGUCCCUUUUUCGUUACACGUGACAUCAAGGCAAGGAUUUGUGAAUGGAUUCGGCUCUGAAAUAUGGAAUAUCAUUAUAUUCAGGGAGCGGGCGGGUGCGAGGUUAUUGUUACACUCUCUGUAAUUAGCAUAGUUCUACAUGUAACUAGUGAUUCCGAUGAUAUCUAAUUCAUCACAUGCAAUUUAGAACUUAAAAUAACACAUUGCUUAGGUGACAAGAUCUUCAUCGUCGUCAGUUAGUUUGCUUCACCCUAAAAUUGACGAUACGUUAUUUCGAAUUUCAUAAUUCGUAAAAAGAUUUAUUUCCGAUUGAAAGUAGUUCCUACCCUUCAUGCACUGCGCCUGAAUCCCAGACCUUGUCCAGUCAUCAUCUAUUAUAGUGCAUGACGUGUUCUCCAUGCGGAUAGUCGGUACACUUGUUGAGUACAUAUGUGACCAACUGUCGUCAUAAUGAAAUGUAAUUAUAAAAGGACAAUUUCAAAUUAUAUCCAGUUCAUGACAUCACAAUCUUUCUCGCUUGAGCGAAGUUUUGUUUUCACUUUCAUUUCCGUUAAGUGUCGCAUUUGAUAGAAUCAAAAAAAUAUUCAAAUAGCCCUGUUAAAAACAAAUUAAAGUUCUGUGCUUCUUAAUGACAUCUGCUAUUUAUAAGUAUCAUAUACGUGUACUCCAGUUUCACCGAUGAAUAUAUUCAAUCAAAACGAGCACAUGGUCGUUCGAUACUACAUGUAUUUAGCAUGUUCAAUUUGGACAGAAAUGGGUUUGCGACAUCAAUUUUUCUGAUGGUCAUGACGUGAUAUUUUGGUUAGACCUUUGUGUCGAUUUCGUAGUAAUGAAUGAAGUGGUCUUAAAUCGGUGAAACUAGAGUAAGCUAAAACAACACAUGCAUGUACACCAUAAUACAAGGAUCACUAAUGGCUUUAUACAUGUACGGUCAGCAAAACAAACUGAUAAAGAACUUACUAAGAAAUAGGUGAACAGCCAUAGACAACAUAGCCAUCCGGACAGGAUAUUCUCGGUGCACUACCGGAACUACCAUCACCAUUUGAGGAGCGUACUAACCGUUGAUGAACCAGGUCGGACUGGUAGGAACAAGUCACCACCGCCUGGAAACCGAGUACUAGAAGAAUAAUUAAGUGCGACUGAAAAAAUGCUAUUACGAAACUAUAGGUGACUAUGUGACUAUCCGACCAAAGUUCACGGAAUGACUAAAUCUCAAAACUCAUCUUUGUGCAGAUAUAUAGAACUCGCUUAAUGUUAUAACCGGGCUACAUAUAUUUCUGUCAACGCUAUAUAGAUUUUGAUCCCGUCCAAAACCGGGUCUGACCCACUUCUCGUUUUUGGGUAAUGUCAGCCCGCUACAUGUAAUUUCCGGGUUAUACUAAACACCUUCAAACUCGGCAUGGUGUAAAUGCCUCCAUGAUGUUAACAUUUACUUAUAUUGUGGUACAUGUACAUGUACUAUCUUGACAUGCAAAGUUUUAAACUAAAAAAGAACGUGCUUUUAUCGACUUCCCGCCGUAGGCAUAUACAGCGGUACAGUCACCAUUUCCGGCAAAGUAGGACCCAUCGCAGAAGAAGUCUUUAUUGCAUAAGCAGGUCAGGCCGACUCGUCUAUCAGGACACACCACCACUGAACGAGCGUCAUCCUUUACUUCACUUGCUGGGCCAACGUCUGAAAAAAAGUUCCAUGUAUGAUUAAACAUGACUUAUUAUGACA